AUCAAAUUAUAGUCUUUUGGUUUUCCCCGUACAAGAGUCACAUCAUCGUUACUAUAUAUACUUUCAACUCCUUAAUUCCCAACUUUACCUUCCCUAUGAAGUUUCCUUCCUUCUCUCUUUAUAAGUACUCACACUCUCUGUUCUUCCCCACACGCAGGGAAGAGAGAUUUAAAAAAAAAAAACAAUGGCGGAAGCAGCGAAAAGACACAUUGAUCAAAUUCGGAAGACUAAGUUUUCAAUAGGCGGAGCUGAUAAUCCUUUGACGGAGGAUCUUCAUCAGGCCGUGACGAAUCUCGCCGUUGAGAUAUACACUAAGGAUGUUCACUUCCUUAUGGAGCUUAUCCAAAACGCUGAGGACAACGAGUACCCUGAAGGUGUGGAUCCUUCUCUUGAGUUUGUCGUUACAUCUGAGGACAUAACAGCCACUGGAGCUCCAGCGACUCUCCUCAUAUUCAACAAUGAGAAAGGUUUCUCAGAGAAGAACAUUGAGUCCAUUUGCAGUGUUGGAAGAUCCACAAAGAAAGGCAACCGGAAACGCGGUUACAUUGGCGAGAAAGGAAUCGGUUUCAAAAGUGUUUUCUUGAUUACUUCUCACCCUUAUAUCUUCAGCAACGGGUAUCAGAUCAGAUUCAACAAGGAGCCUUGCAGCCAAUGCAGCCUUGGCUACAUUGUUCCUGAGUGGGUUGAGCAAAAUCCUUCUCGUGGCGACAUUCAAAGGAUUUACGGUUCUGGUUCUGCUCUUCCGACAACAACCAUAAUCUUGCCGUUGUACAAUGACAAAGUAAAGCCGGUGAAAGAACAGCUCUCCAAUGUUCACCCUGAAGUUCUAUUGUUUCUGUCCAAGAUCAAGCGCCUCUCUAUCAGAGAACACUGCCAAGACUCUAGGCUCAGCACGGUGAACUCGAUCGGGAUCCUAAGCGAGACUGAUCUUGUGGCGAGGAAGAGCAUUGAUGCAGAGUCAUACACUGUCCACCUCUCUGCUAGUGAAACUAGUUCUGAGAAACAGUGUAGUUACUAUAUGUGGAAGCAAAAGUUCCAGGUGAAACAUGAGAACCGUGUGGAUAGGAGAAGUGGAGUCGAGGAUUGGGUCAUAACUUUGGCUUUCCCAUUCGGAGAGCGUCUUGGCCGUGGAAACAGCUCUCCUGGUGUCUAUGCGUUUCUUCCUACAGAGAUGGUAACGAACUUUCCCUUCAUCAUCCAAGCUGAUUUCAUCCUAGCUUCAUCGAGAGAAACUAUAGUUCUUGAUGACAAAUGGAACCAAGGGGUUCUCAACUGUGUUCCGAUGGCUUUCGUGAAUGCAUUCACCUCCUUGGUGAAAAAGACCGAAGCACCUGUGUCCACCUUGCUUCCUGUCUUUAGGUUCUUGCCUGUAGAGCAAUCUACUUACGCGGAGAUGAAUCUUGUUAGAGAAUCUGUGAGGACAAGGGUUUCAGCAGAGGAGAUCGUGCCAAGCGUGUCCCACAAGGGACAAAAGUUCUUCCACAGGCCAUGUGAGGUCGGUCGUCUCAUCCCUGAUUUCUGGGACUUCUUGGAGAAAGCAAAAGAAGAAGGUGCAAGCUUGCAGAACAUCUCAUCCCAUGGGGUGUACAUAUUGGAUCCAUGCUUUGACAAAACAGAGAACGACAAGGUUAUGGAGUUCUUGGGUGUGCAGAGAGUCGGCAACGAAUGGUAUGCGAAGUGCAUUCAGGGUUGUGAUCUCGUGACUAGUGUUUCAGAAAAUACGUAUGUGGAGGUUCUUGUUUUCCUAGCUGAGAAUUGGGAGUCAAGAUUCAAGAGUACGAACAUGGUUAGAGUUCCGCUUAUCAAGUACGUUGUGCAGAAGGGAGUGAUGACUUCUCUCAGCAGUUUGGCAGAUUUUAGUCCUAAGACAUUAUGCCUCCCUACAGACAAGAACCAGGUUUGGCUACUGGAUUGGAAUGAUGAGUUCAGAUUCAUGUCUAAGUUUGUUUUCCUGCCACAAAUAACAAAGUCAGCGUUUCUAGCUUGUUCCAAGAAGGAAACAGUACUUAACUGGCUCAAGGAGAAGUUUACCGUCACCAAACUUAGUAUCUCUGACUACGCAAAAUCUCUCCGGGAGAAUCUUAAUGGAGAUAAGAGGCUUGUGGUUGCGUAUGCACACUUUCUCCAUCGCUCAAUCUCGAAGGGGUUUCUAUCGAAUGACGAGGCUGUGAAAUGCUGUAAAGACAUGCCUCUUGUGGACAACUAUGGGAAUGUCAACACAAGUAGGACCGGUGUUCUUGUUCCUUCAAGCACAGGCAAAUGGGUAAGCUUGAUUGGCUCCAACCCUUGGAGACAAAACGGUUACAUUGAGCUUGGGGAAGAGUAUUUGUCUUCUGGUAGGUUUGCUGGUGUGAUGUCUAAUCAUAGAGAGCUUCUUGAGUUUCUUAAAUCCUAUGCUAAGGCUGGAGAUAUACCUGACUUAAAGCCUCCAAAUGCUGCUAUACCUGCCUUGUCUGGUGCUCUAAGAAAAGAGAAUGCUUUCUUGCUCUUGGAGUGGAUUAAGUGUAACAGAUAUUAUCUUCUUCCCAUGUUUCUUGGUUCUGUUAGAGGAGGAAGCUGGUUAAGAACAAUGAUGAAUGGGUGCUCUGAUUAUCGCCCGCCUUCUCAGUCUUUUUACCAUACUGCAUCAUGGGGACGGAUCUUGCAAGACGGAUCAAUUCUUGUGGAUAUCCCACUUGUUGAUCGAAGCUUCUACGGAAAUGAGAUUGAGAAGUACAGAGAAGAGCUUAAAACUGCCGGUGUCAUGUUUGAGUUUAGUGAAGCCUGUGAGUUUGUUGGAAACCAUCUCAUGGGUUUAGCUAUGAAUUCAUCUUUGUCUACAGCGAACGUGUUCUCGAUUCUGAAGUUCAUUAGGCAUUUGAGACAGAAGCUACUCUCACCAGAUGAUUUCAUCAGUGCUGUGAAGAAUGUCCGCUGGAUUAGGACAACAUGCGGUGACAGAUCUCCUGAUGGAGUUGUUUUGUUCAGCCAAGAAUGGAAAGCCGCCAAGCUGAUCUCUGACAUUCCGUUUAUAGACAGAGAUUUCUACGGUGAGGCUAACCUCAAUGGCUUCAAGGAAGAGCUUAAGCUACUAGGCGUUGUUGUUCAGUUCCAAGAGAAUCACAGCCUCAUCGUUUCUCACUUGAACCCUUCAAAGCUGAAUUACUUAACAGCCGAUGGAAUGCUCUUAGUGCUUGCCUGUAUGCGUCGUCUGAGUCCUCAAAAGCUUAUUGCUUCCUUGAGAAACUCUCAAUGCUUCAAGACAACAAGUGGCUACAAGUCCCCUGCAGAUUGUUUCAUACCUGAUCCUGAAUGGAGCUGCCUUUUAACAGUCUUUGAUGGCUUCCCUUUGAUCGACGAGGGUUUCUACGGAAGAAAGAUAUUUUCCUACAAGGAGGAGCUGAAACAGAUCGGUGUUGUGGUUCAGCUUGAAGAAGCAGUGAAAGGCUUUGUUCGUACGUUUAAGCAGAAAGCUACUUCCUCUGGUCUAACACGAAGCACCGCCUCGUCUCUUCUAUCUUGUUACAGGAAACUGAGUGAAGGUAGUCAUAAGUUCCCUGAAGAACUCUUGAAAAGCUUCAAAGAGUUGCAAUGGCUGCGUACCAAACUCGGCGACUUCCAUGCACCAAAAGAUUGCAUUCUCUUUGAACAAGAAUGGGAACCUCUCCGUCUCAUAGCGAAUCUCCCGUUCAUCGACGACAGCGCAAACUGGUACAGCCAAAGCAUUCACGAGUACAAGAAAGAGCUAAAGGGUUUGGGAGUUACAGUUGAGCUGAGCCAAGGCAUGAGCCAUGUGGUUAGCUCCUUAAGCCUCCCUGAUCCUUCACGCGUCGCUCCUACGAGCGCACUGUCUCUUCUUAAGUGCGUCAGGUUCUUGGUCGAGGAAAGAUUCGGGAAACUCCCUGAAGAGUUUGUUGAAAAGGUUUCUGUCAAAUGGUUAAAGACGCAUUCUGGCUACUGCAGUCCCGAAGAGUGUCUCGUUUAUAACAGCGACUGGGGUUUAGAGCCGUGUGAUGGUCCAUUCAUCGAUGAAGAGUACUAUGGUGUCUCGGAGAUAACUUCGUACAAGAACGAGCUUAUCGCGAUUGGUGUUGGUCAUGAUUCAGCCAAAGCUUGCAAGUUGCUUGCUAGCCACGUACACACACAUUCUGAUUCUGACGCCAUCUCAAGAAUAUACAGGUUCCUCUGUAAAUCCGAAUGGAAGCCUGAGAAAGAAUCGUCUUCAGGCCGGAUUUGGAUCCCGAGCGAUGCGAAAUGGGCAGAUGUUUCGAGCUGUGUGAUCUACGACAAAGAUAAACUGUUUGCAUCAUCGCAGCUAAACGUUCUUGAAAACCAUUAUACAGAACGUGACCUUCUUGUCUUCUUCUCAUCUGCGUUUGAAGUGAGAACCAGCCCUUCGAUUGAGGAUUACUGUGCUCUGUGGAAAGAUUGGGAGAGAACGAAGGAGAGUUUGUCUAACGACGAGUGUUGUGCGUUCUGGAGAUUCGUUGUUCGACACAGUUACACUGUUAAAGCUGAGAAGAUCCUCUCUGAGUCCUUCUCUCGUUUGCCAGUCAACGGACAAGAUGGAGGAGUCUUGUUAUCGGACAUAAGCGACGUGUUCAUAGCUGAUGAUCUGCUGUUGAAAGAUCUGUUCAUAGAUUCCCCUGUUUUCGUGUGGUACCCAACUCCAAGCAUCGCGUCUUUGUCGCAAACGAGUCUUUUGGAGCUUUACAGAAAAAUCGGCGUCAAAGAGAUCUCCAAAUGCGUUGAGAUGGCAGAAGCGAAGUUAACCGAUGGAGUUGAUAUCAAAGAGAAUAAAAAUCUGAUCAAACCGGGGCUGGUACGGCUGAUUCUCGGUUUCCUCUCUGAUCCAACUCUCAAGAUAGAUGCUGAGGAACGUUCUAGGAUCGUACAUGGUCUUGUCACUCUGAACGUUGUUGAAACUCCGGAGACGAUCUCGACGGAGUAUAGUUUGAAUCUACCGUCGAAAGGAGAGAAGCUGAUCGCGAAGGCGAAGCGGAUGAUAAGGUGGGAGAGGGAGAAGGGAGUCGUUUAUGCGGAGAAGAUGGAGGAAGCUUGUGGGAAUAGAAAGGUUUUGGAGUACGCCACGUGUUUCGCUGAGGUUGUUGCUAAGGGAGUGAUGUGGGAGAGAGAGGAACUGAUCGGACGGUUGUCAGAGUUUGUGAAGAUGGCUUACUUGGUGGAGUUCGAUGACGAUGCGGUGGAGUUUCUUAUGAAGUCCAAGAAUCUUCAGGUUUAUGAAGAAGAUGAGAAAGUCAUCUCAGAUGCUUUCUCUCUCAAGUAACUUGAGAUGCUAGAAAAUCCCAAGUAAAUGAAGUUACCUCUAUGUUCAGUCUCAUUUUUUUGCGUCUAUUUUGGUCUACGAAGAAGACGAUAGAAUCAUCUCAGAUGCUUUAUCUUUCAAGUAAACAUGAGAUGCGCUUACUUUCUACAUCCCUAAGUAUUCGUCUAUUUUGUUUUCUACUUCUCAACUCUUAAGUGAUCUCUAUGUUCAAUCUCGUUUAAAUUCGUCUAUUUUGGAUUUUGGUAUUCCACAUCUUUUGUAACCUCAUGACUCUUUUGAAGUUACUAUAAACAAUUGAAGUAUUUAAGUAUUUUUUUUUUCUUACA
Molecule: messenger RNA, 5592 nt
Organism: Thlaspi arvense
Lineage: Eukaryota; Viridiplantae; Streptophyta; Magnoliopsida; Brassicales; Brassicaceae
Source: the annotation of a GenBank genome assembly